CCUUGCUCUUUCGUUUGAUCGUUUGGAUUAAGUUAUGUGUCUAUUGAAACACGAUGAAAGGAGGUCCAUGGCCACACGAGAUGAUCCCCGUCAACCGCUGGGGAAACUCACCAUUGAAGACUCACUCUGUUCCAAUCAUUCUCCAUCUCAACAAGUCUGUGAUCACUUCUAUACCUUCAAUUUGCGAGUCCGGUUCUCAUCCUUCCAAGUUCUAUCUUCAACCUGUUUCUCCCUCGAACAAGAUGACGAACACCCCCAUGACAACCAUGCUUCCUUUAUCCAGCUCUCAACUGACGAAGAAGCAGACCGAGAUUCUAGAAGCUGAAUUCAUCAUCAACUCACGCCCUGAUAUCACUACUAGAGAUCGGCUGUCACGCACACUCAAACUCAGUAACCUCUUGAUUCAUGUUUGGUUCCAGACCCGCCGGUUAAGCCUUCGUCACAGCCCUACUCCCAAAGUAGCAUGUCAAACGCGCAAAGACAACAUCCCCGUACAAUUACCGAUGUCCAUCUCCAACAAAACUACUGGAAAAAGGAAAUCGCCUUGCGACGUCUAUGACUACGAUUGGACGUCUCCUCCCUAUAAGAAAUCGGCCAUCAUUUCACCAUCGAUGUCUGUUAGCUCACUCUCUCCCCAGAGCUACAGUGACUGUCGACCUUCACGUCUAUCGAUGACGUCAUUAAGCUACCAUCCCUCUGGUUGUGACGCCAUUCAGCACAGAGCAUCACGUGACUUUUCCAGCGGUGCCAUCAAGCACAAAACAUCACGUGACAUUCUCAGCGGCGCCAUUCAGCACAGUGCAUCACGUGACACACCAAGUGGCGCCACCAGUUCACCGAUGUCUGUUGACUUUCUCUCCCGUAGCAGCUGUAUUACACCUGUAUGUGGAAUGCCAAUGUUUUAUCCACCAGCUGAUUUCCAAUGCGUCACGUACUCCAUUGUACAUUGAACUUUGAAUGUGAACCUCUAAAUCCUCUCAUUAUGAUGUCACAGAAAGGCUGUAAUUCAUGUCCUAUUUACUUUUGAUGUUCAAAUUAUGUACCAUUAAUCACUUUUUAUAUGUGCUUAUUAUCCCUGUAACGUUUAUGUUGUAACAGUUGUAGAAAAUUACCUAUUUGGUUUUAAAGACAAGUUAUAGCUAUUAUUGUUUUUAGAAUUGAACGCUUUUUUAUACUCGUAAACCACCUAGUUGGCCAUAUUUCACACAGCAAAGCAGAUAUAGAUAUAGAACUCAAAGAGUACAUUUCUUGUAAAUGGACGGCACUCUGUAUUCAGAAUCGAAAAUGAUGUCCAUAAUAUUUGUUGAUUUCAUGUGGAAAAAUUAAAGAUCAAUGAUGUUAGAUGUUA
Molecule: messenger RNA, 1348 nt
Organism: Strongylocentrotus purpuratus (purple sea urchin)
Lineage: Eukaryota; Metazoa; Echinodermata; Echinoidea; Camarodonta; Strongylocentrotidae
Exons: 2
Coding region: 54-950 (298 amino acids)
Molecular function (GO): DNA binding
Source: RefSeq, a predicted model, not a curated record